This is a messenger RNA of Triplophysa rosa, 4876 nucleotides long. RefSeq names its product nuclear factor of kappa light polypeptide gene enhancer in B-cells 1 (gene nfkb1). Gene Ontology annotation, molecular function: DNA-binding transcription factor activity, RNA polymerase II-specific; protein binding; RNA polymerase II cis-regulatory region sequence-specific DNA binding. The transcript has 24 exons. Gene Ontology annotation, cellular component: cytoplasm. NCBI's taxonomy places the organism in Eukaryota, Metazoa, Chordata, Actinopteri, Cypriniformes, Nemacheilidae. Bases 453 to 3284 code for a protein of 943 amino acids. The record is from RefSeq and is a predicted model, not a curated record. Gene Ontology annotation, biological process: non-canonical NF-kappaB signal transduction; canonical NF-kappaB signal transduction; inflammatory response.
GUUUACGCGUUGACGUCACAGGGAAUUUCCAGUAAGGAAGUCAAACUGUCUAUUCAAACGGAGCUGUUGAUCUCGACAUGAUUUACUGUAGUCGCUCGCGACCGGUUAUUAAAUUUAAGUGAUCGAUCGGUCUUUUCUCAUCCCAGCGGAGCUUCUGCAUAUCCACGACCAUCGUCAUCUCUGAACUGACUUUCUAUCAUCUUGCGUGAGUUGGCUUCAGGGCAACAUGGCGAAAUAAACCGAAAUCUUGACUCUAAAGCCCAGAUCCCGGCUGUUUGAUGUUGAUGUUGAUCCUGAACCUCGGAUAUUUACGUUAACGUUAUCAGGAAAGGUAAGCGACCCGAGCCCUUGAGGAUCGACGCUUGUUGUCUUUGAGUUGCCCGUGUUGCCAUCUAAAGGUUGUUGUGAUACUGAACUUCCUACUUAAGCCAAAUGCACAUUUCACCUGUUUGAUGAGAUCGUUGGGAAUUAUGGCUGGAGAUGAUCCCUACCUCUCGUCUCAUGCAGGGUACUUGGACCAGUUAGACCCGUUCAGAGAGGACCCAAUAUGGAUGCCCAUGGACCCCGCAUAUCAGCCCAUGCAGCACAAUAAUUCUCUGAGGGCAGUUGAUGCACCUUAUCUGCAAAUCGUCGAACAACCAAAACAGAGGGGCUUUAGGUUCCGUUAUGGAUGUGAAGGCCCCUCCCAUGGAGGACUCCCAGGGGCCUCCAGCGAGAAGAACAGGAAGUCCUACCCGCAAGUGAAAAUCAGUAACUACCAGGGUGCGGCGCGAGUGGUCGUUCAGCUGGUGACCAACAAUCAGGAGCCACAUCUCCAUGCUCACAGUCUGGUGGGCAAACAGUGUGAAAAGGGAAUCUGCAUCGCUGACCAGCAGCCCAAAGACUUGAGCAUCAGUUUUCCCAACCUGGGCAUUUUGCACGUGACAAAGAAGAAUGUGAGUAAAAUUCUGGAGGAGAGGAUGAUCGAGGCCUACAGGAUGGGAUAUAACUACGGCGUAUACAUCCAUCCUGACAUCGAUACCCUGCAGGGAGAGGUCCGCAUGCCCAGAGAACUGACAGAUCACGAGAGGAACCUGAUAAGCACUGCGGCUGCUCAACAGUCAAAGGAGAUGGAUCUGAGCGUGGUGCGCCUAAUGUUCACGGCAUUCCUGCCUGACAGUGAUGGAGGGUUCUCUCGCAGGCUGGACCCGGUCAUAUCAGAGCCCAUCUUCGACAGCAAGGCCCCGAACGCCUCCAAUCUGAAGAUAGUGCGAAUGGAUCGGACCGCCGGCUGUGUCACGGGAGGAGAGGAGGUCUAUCUGCUGUGUGAUAAAGUCCAGAAAGAUGACAUUCAGGUGAGAUUUUAUGAGGACGAUGAUUCGGGUUUAACCUGGGAAGCCUACGGAGAUUUCUCCCCCACUGAUGUCCACAGACAGUUUGCCAUUGUCUUUAAGACACCUAAAUAUCGGGACCAGAACCUUCAGAAGCCCAUCUCUGUGUUUGUCCAGCUUAAGAGAAAAUCGGACAAUGAAACAAGCGAGCCCAAACCGUUUACCUACCAUCCACAGAUCAUAGAUAAAGAAGAAGUGCAGAGAAAGAGACAGAAGACCCUUCCCCACUUCCAGGACUACAGUGGAGCAGGAGGCGGAGCUGGGGGCAUGUUUAGAGGAGGAGGAGGCGGGUCUACAGCAGGGGGCGGUCCCAGUGGAGGAGGUAGUGGAGGGAAUUACUUCCAGGGUUAUCAAAAUUAUAACAAUUACGGGUCUGGAUACAACUUCUCUCCAGGAAUGGGUGGAGCCAGCACAAGCAUCAAACAUACAUCUCAAGAACCUGUGGAAGACAGCGAUGAAGACAGCAACAGUGAUAAUGAUGAUGGUCCGGCAGCAGGUGGUGUGGUGCGAAUCUGUGCCCUGCCUGAACCUGCUGAUCACGGGGUAGAGAGUGAAAAUACAGAGCCUAUAGAAGAUCUAGAGUCGGAUGGCCCAGAGUGUGCGAUUGAUCCACAUUUGGCAGAACUCGCGAAAAAACAGGCUGAAGCGCUCUUUCGGUACGCUCUAAGUGGUGAUCCUAGAAUGCUUCUGGCUCCACAGCGCCCCCUAAUGACCACCCAGGAUGAGAACGGAGACACAGGUUUGCAUCUAGGGGUGAUUCACAGUCAAACUGAUGCCGUGAGAAAUUUAGCUCAGAUCAUCUCUGCCCUUCCUGGAGCAGAUGUGCUGAACAUGAGAAAUGAUCUGUACCAGACUCCUUUGCACCUUGCGGUGGUGACGCAGCAGAAAGAAGUUGUGGAGGCGUUGAUGGAGGCCGAAGCGGACGUCACGCUAGCAGAUCGCAAUGGAAACACAGCUCUUCACCUGGCGGCUCAGCACAAGGAGGCAAGCGUGCUACAAUCGCUGCUAAAGCAUAAAUCGGCGCUGCGGUUAACUGGCAUCCCUAACACAGCAGGUCUUUGCCCGCUCCACCUUGCCGUCCGGGCGAACAGUUUGAGCUGUGUGAGGGCUCUGUUAGAGCGUAGGGCCGAUGCGGAGGUUCAGGAGCUCACAUGUGGCCGUACGGCACUUCACCUGGCCAUAGAGAUGGACAACCUUUCUCUCUCAGGCUGUCUCCUGCUUGAGGGUAAUGCGAAUGUAGACAGCGUCACGUAUAAUGGAUCCACCCCUCUGCACGUAGCCGCAGGGCGGGGCUCAACCAAACUGAGUGCACUUCUAAUGGCUGCAGGUGCAGAUCCACAUAAAGAGAACUUUGAACCACUUUUCUUCAAAGAUGAUGAGACGUGUGCUACAUGUGAUGAGGAGGAGGAAGACGAAGGAUAUAUUCCCGGGACAACCCCUCUGAACAUGGCAUCAUCCCCAGAGGUGUAUGAUAUUCUUAACGGACAGGAGUAUCAACCCACUACUGUUGUUGUACCACCACAAGGUGACAUGGGCAGUUUGAGUUGCGAGGUGAAGCAGGACCUCUGUCAGGCGUUGGAGGAGCAGACGGGAGGCUGGGAGAGUCUGGCUCAUGCUUUGGGACUUGGUAUACUGACCAGUGCAUUCAGACUCAGCUCCUGCCCGGCUGGAAAGCUGCUGGACAGCUAUGAGGUUUCUGGGGGAAUGGUGCAUGAUCUGAUCGAGGGACUGAAGCAGAUUGGGAACAGCUGUGCUGUAAGUUUAUUGCAGUCUGUGUGUCAGGAGACUGAAGCCGCACAAGCACCGCCUCAGCUCGCAGGUGCAGAGCUAUAUAAGGCCAUUCAGGGUUUGACGUUGGGCCGCCAGCAGGAGGAGGGGGGGAUAUGUGACAGCGGGGUGGAGACCUCUUUCUAGAACCCUAGCCGAGGUUUUGCUGACUCAUUGUGUGUCUGAUUCUGGUCCUGGGCAACCACACUUGAGGCUUGACCCUUAAGACCAGCUUCUCCCUCCUCACUACAUCAGCAUUGCCACUCGACCUCAAGACACGCCUCCAAACUCUUUGAUUGGCCACUGCCUGUUGUGGGUUCUCCUCAGUCACAUCUAAAAUCCAAAUCUGAGGCGUCCUUAAAGGGAUUUUUUUUAGCUUUUAAUACGUUAAAAGCUCUUAUAUUAUUAUUUUUUAUUGUAAGAGAUGAUGUCUUUGUUGUUUUUUAUAUUCCCAAGUAGCUGUGUUUUUAUUUGUGGUUGAGUGAUGUUUUGACUGAACCCAGAUUUUACGUCUACAAAAUCCCUGUGCAAAUGUAUAUUUCACACUUCUAUCAGGAAACUUCAUAUUUAGGUGAUAUACAGUUUUAUACCUUCUCAGUUCUGGUUUGCUAACAUGUAUUGCAUGAGAAACAAGUUGAAAAGAGUUUGGGUGCAUUUUCAGCUCCUAGUUUGAUGAGUCUACAGUGUUCUCAAAUAGUUUUUCUUUUUCAACAACAGCACACUUGACCAUAUCUUUAUAAUUUAGCUAACGUUUUAAUGCGAUGUUCUUUAUAUAUUCAAGUGCAGACAAAGUCUUUUCUCGUAGGUGUGGAUAAUGCAAGACGUUCAAGUCAGUAUGAGGGUGAAGACAAUCUAAAUAUUAUCCCAAAAGCAGAGGAGAUCUACUAGGUCUUUGACCUUCUAGAUCAGGGGUGUCCAGUCCUGCUCCUGUAACUGUCAAGCAGUCCUAAAGAACAUGAUCGACUGAUAAAGAUCGGUACAGGUGGUCUAGACCAAUCAGAUCUGUUGUAUGAUUUAAAGGUCUUUUAUAAAUACAUUAACCCCUUAAUAAGAACCCAGACAUUAACAUUGUUCUGCUGUGACGUACAGCAUUAUUUGGGCUGGGAAUUGAGCUUCUUUAUUUGUUUAGUGGUGCUACCUGCAAUUCCUACUGUCAGCUGAAAGGUUCUGUUGAAACCAACAAGGUCAUAAGCUUUAAGAGAUUAUUCUCUUUGAUUUCUUCACAUAUAAGCAGUUUUAGUCAGGUGCAGUGAUUCAUCUGUGUUAUAUGCGAUUUUGAGUGCGUUUCACUAGAUUGUUACGCGUGUUAUUUGUGUGUGAUUUAUACAGACUCUCAGGAGCUGGAUGGAAUGUGUUUCUAUCCCGGCAGCCCUUUAUUAACUGUAUGUAGUACCAUUUGGUAUGUUAAGUGAUUAAUCUCAUUCCCUUCUGCUGUGUGUAAUCUCAGGCUGUAUAAAACACAAUAGACUCCAAGGAAGCUAUGUAUUGCACCACAACAUAUACAUUUACAACGUUGUAGAACUGAUUCAGGAUGUUCAUGUGCUAUGUAAAAUUCCAUAAUAAAUACCAUUAACAAAUCCCACAGAACCCCAAACCACAGGUUUGAUAGGCACUAUGAUGUAUGUUUGGCUGUAAAUUGGUAGCUAUUUAUGUCUGUGGACCCUGUGGGGGAAAUGUUUAUGCUUUGUAAUUGGUUUUAUUGUGAUGCCUUUUAUAAUAAAAUCAUUCAUUGUAUACUA